AAUCGGUUAAAUUGACGGUUAAUUAGUGAACCAAUUGAACCGUUCGAUUUUUUUAAAGAUUUCCGAUUUUUAAAAUUGUAUAUAAAAGAAAAAAUAAAACCCCCCUUCUCUGACUUCCCAAACUGCACUGUACCCCUUGCUAAACCCUAUCAGAGACAACGACUCCAGCCACCACCACCAGUAGCUGCCACUCGCCCUCUUCUCGCUGUGGAAUUUCUGUUCAGACACAUCGCACGUCGCUCGCGUCGCCCACCUCACCUUCGCACGUCGCUCAUCUUGUCGCUCGCCUCUUUGGUCACCUCGCCGUUGCUCACCUCAUCGUGCUUCUUCUCUCGGUUGUUUGUCACGCAACCAGCGUAGGUCACCUCACCCGCGUCCCUCUCCUUGAUACUUCACGGUUCGUCUACUUUGUCUCUGUCACUGGUUCGCCGCCCAAAUCGCCUCUCUGCUCGCCUCUCAGUUCUCCGCCACGAGUGAUAAUGUGUUGCCGUUUGCUUCUUCGAGGUCGUCGACGGGUUAGUCUCUUAAUCAAGGAGUAGUGCAUACUUGAAAGAAAUGAAUCCAUUUCAUUUUCAGUAUGUGCCACCACCUCAUCCUCUUGGACCUCCUCAGUUUCCAAUGUUACCUCCUGAUCCACCAAAUUCAAGUUCAUUUUGGCAAAACCGAAAUGUUUGUGAACGCCUCAGAGAAUUGCAGGACACUCUUAAUCUUGCAAAGGCAAUGCAAAAGGAGCUAGAGAUGUUGAUGAUGAUCAAAGAUGGUAAAGUGUCUUUAGAAGAUGUGAAACAUGGAUCUAAUGAACCUUACCUGCCUGGUUUUCUAGAAUGUUUGCAAGACAGAAGGGUUAAUAUAGAAUCCCAAGAAUCGUUGGCAGUUGAAGCAGCUAAUUAUUUGAUGUCAAAGCUAAGAUCUCAGCUGGAGCCAUUCAGAUAUGUUGCGGAUGAAGCAAGUCCAUGGGAGGAGAAAUCUGCGGCUGCAAGGUUUGCGAAUAAAGUGUACAAAUCCAAAAGAAAUAAGCGCUGGCGGAAGAAGAAAAGGAAGCGUAUUGCAGAAAUGCUGGCAAAGGAGCAGGAGGAAUUUUAUUGCAUUGACCGAGAAGCUGAUGAAUGGAGAGCAAGGGAGAUUUCUAAGGAUGUUGCAAACUGCAAGGUGGAAAAGAUGAAGGAAAUUGCUAAGAUUAAAGCCAAAGAAGAGAAGAGGAAAUUAGAGGCUGAGCUUGAAAUGCUCUUGGUUGUGGAGAAGCUUCAAGAAUUACGCUCCAUAAGGAUUCAAAAGUUGAAAAAACAAGGCCAUUUUCUUCCUGAGGAGGAUGACAAGUUUCUUGAGAGAGUUCAGGCUGCAGUGGAAGAAGAGGAGCGUGAAGCUUUGGCUGCAGCGGAAACAGUUGCUGCUAAAGAUGCGAUAGCAACUGCUGAAGAAUCCAGGAAAGCUAGCAAAAAUCAAGGGAUGCUCUCAAAAGAAAGUAGCACUGACACUAAAGUUGAGGAGAACAAAGAGAAAACGGUUGAUAAGGUGCCUGAAGAGGGAUCUGAUGCUGUUGAGUAUAAAUCCAGUAAAAUUGCUUCAGAAGGACAGAGUAGUGGAGGAACAUAUGAUCCUUUGGCAAAUUUACCUAUUGAGUUCUAUCAUUAUUAUCAUGGCAGCAACAAUGACAUGGGAACGCUUAUUGAGGUUAGAAGAGGGUGGGAUGCCUAUAUCAGACCAGGAGGAAGCCGCAUACCAGGGCACUGGGUUCAACCUCCUCCUCCAGCCAACGAGAUAUGGGCUUCUUACUUGGUCAAACCCAAAUGAUUGCUAAUUCAUUGCCAAUUUUGUGUAAAAAUUUCAGAUGAUUAGUGUUGUUUUGCUACCUAUGAAGUAUGAACUGUGUUCAUGACCAGCCAGGUAUUAAUGUGUGGGUGAAAUGUAUAUUGUAGUAAUCUUUUGUAUGCAACCAAUCAUUUGUAAGUAUUUUAUUCAAAUCAAAGACCAUAGCAUAAUAUUGUUGAAUAUACAGUAAAUAAAUGAAAAAAUAAUUUCAGAAUCAUUUUUC
Messenger RNA from Arachis ipaensis, 2032 nucleotides. Lineage: Eukaryota; Viridiplantae; Streptophyta; Magnoliopsida; Fabales; Fabaceae. The record is from RefSeq and is a predicted model, not a curated record.